Messenger RNA from Neurospora crassa OR74A, 2391 nucleotides. RefSeq lists its product as hypothetical. Lineage: Eukaryota; Fungi; Ascomycota; Sordariomycetes; Sordariales; Sordariaceae. The transcript has 4 exons. The coding region runs from base 703 to 1989 and encodes 428 amino acids. The record is from RefSeq and is a predicted model, not a curated record.
UUCCUUGCACUGCACUGCACUUGCCAACUUCCACAUCUGCUUCGUGCAGUUUCGACUCAGACUUGUUCUUUGGCGGAAAGAGAGAAUGAGACAUAACGAGAAUUUUACGGCCACGCAGACGCGGUCCAGUCGGGACUGAGUGUCAUGUCUGUUCAGUUGUUCUUUUUCCUUGUGGUCGCCUCAGACAUGGGAUCAAGCUUCGAAUCUCGAGUAGAGGCAGUGUACCCAUGGGAUUCAAGAUUCAGCCAACACAAGAUCCAAUCUCCAAUGCCUCAAUCAUUACUAGUAUGACACAGGCGUGAAACCCCUUCACCGGUGAAGGCUGUCCUGGACUGCCGGUUCUAUCGGGAAGCUUUCCCAUUGCGUCUUGCCUGAACUUUUAUAGACAGAGACGGUUACAUUGACACCCGCUUACCCGCCCUGGGGCCCCGGGCAUGCUUCCCCGGCACUGGCUUAAACUUCCGCUGUUACACUCUCCCGCUCUCUACCUACCUGCCUCACUGGGUACUAGCUUCCGAGCCAUACCUGUAUACAUGAAUCCGCUCUCCCCACAGGACCCCCUUUCCCAUCAAGUACUUCUACUGCCCACGAUGCUAGUAUUCAAACCGUUUGACAUUUUUACGGACGACAGAGAGGCAGUGUCGAGGUCGGGUUAUUAGACUUGGACCUUGAUCUACAACAGCGUGAAACGAUCCACAUACGAUGAACAGUACGGCGAAUGACACCACAGCACCAUCAGAAUUAUGCGACCCGAAUUAUAUAUGGCCGCCGGCAAGUGAACGAGCCCAUGAUUCCCUACGGCCAAACAUCUACGCUUCAACCGUGAUUUGCUGGCUUAUAGCCGCUCUUUUUGUUGGGUUGCGGCUAUACACGAGGAGCGUCAUUAUUCGAGUCUUGGGACCCACGGAUUGGAGUAUCUUGACUGCUUUGGUGUUUUCGUUGGCUACAAGUGUUGGGACUAUAGAGCAGGCUAUCAACGGUUCCGGCCUUCAUGUCUGGGACAUUGACUGUUCAGAUACAGCAGCCGGGACUGCUUGGUACAGGGCCUCCUGGUACUCUCUCGUCUUCUACACCCUUUGUCUCUACUUCUCCAAAGCUUCCAUCUUGCUACUUUACAUCCACCUCUUCAACUUUCGCUGGGCCCGACUCGGUGGCCAAAUCCUCCUGUCCAUCGUCACCAUCAGCCACGUCUACAUGCUCGCCGUGUGCUUCGUGGCCACUAUUCCCUUGAAUUCCUACUGGGACUCCACCAUUCACAGACAAUGGACUGCGCCCCAGUCAAUGUGGUGGUCCAGCACAGGUCUGCACAUGGCGACAGACUUUUUAAUUUUCUUGCUGCCGUUGCCUGUGGUGUGGUCAGUCAUGUUGCCCAAGAGGCAAAAGAUUGCGCUUUCCGUGGUCUUUGGAUUUGGUUUUGUGAUCUGCUUCAUCUCUAUCCUCCGCCUCCUCAAGCUCAUCAAAGUCCAAACUACCCGUAUCCAUCCGACCGAUUGGGCCUACAACGCCGCCGAGCUCACCUACCUUACGGCACUCGAGUGUAACGGCGCCAUUGUCUGCGCCUGCGUCAUGACGUUGAGGCCUUUCAUCGUCAAGUACUUCCCCAAAGUCCUUGCCUCCCAUUCCCGCUACCCCAUUGGAAGCAACGGGCAAGGCGGAAGAUUGAGUGAUAGCAUCACGCCGCCAACCAUUGGAUCAAAGCCGUUCAAGCCUCCGGUAUCACCGGCAGAGGCGGUUUACAUGCGACGGGAGAGGACGAAUGCUUGGAUGGAUGGUCGUUUUGUAGAGCUGGAUAAUGCGUGGGAGGGGUUCGAGGGGGCAGCGGUGAAUGACGCGGAGAUGAAGGAAGGGGUUGGGAAUAAGGAGAAGAACGGGGAGAAGGAGUAUUUGGGGGUGAGGAAAUGGAAUAGUCUGAGGACACUCCACCACCACCACGAUCAGAAAGGGGGUAAAAGUACUGGAGAAGAAGAUGGGAUCCAAGUGAGGAAAUGAGUGGAUGUUGCGGUGCAGGUUGCCCAGCCGAGGGAGCAUGGGAAUGAGUAUGGGAGUGGAAAUGAGAGUACCUAGAGACAGGGCAAGUGAGGUGUGCGGAAAGGGGACUGCAUUCUGAUCUCGUAAUGAUGGGAAACCUGCUAUCAGGCUGCGGGAUAAGGGCGUUGGAUGUUGUUUAUGGGCGAUGGUACCAAAACAGUUCGACUACGGAAUUUGGGUCUGAUCACGUACUGGGCUUGGAAAAUUCACAUUUGGCUGCAAAAGAAUUUCAAAGUGGAAUCAAACUGCUUGAAUGUAUAAUGCUAUUUGUGUAGUGGAGACAUCUAUGAAGGUCUAAUACUCGGGGAUUCAUUCUAUCUGUAGGUAGGUACCUCUAGGUAACUUCAAGAUGCGCUGACUUAA